Stegodyphus dumicola is the source of this 8441-nucleotide messenger RNA. RefSeq names its product tetratricopeptide repeat protein 28-like. Gene Ontology annotation, molecular function: protein binding. The record is from RefSeq and is a predicted model, not a curated record. Lineage: Eukaryota; Metazoa; Arthropoda; Arachnida; Araneae; Eresidae.
UAGUUAAUGUUUUUAUAUAAUAAUGUAAAUUAAUUAUGUGUGUAUUAUUUAACUGUAAUAUAUAAAUUUCUUAAUAUGCAUUGUUAUUUAUUGUUUUUAAUGGAUCCAAUCAUGCGUCAGGAAUUUAGUUGUUAUAUGUUUAAUGUGUGGUGUCAUUCCUCACAUUCCUUUCUCGUCUGUGUCUGGUGCAGUUUCUCGUGAUUUUUUCAUUUGUUGUGUGAAGAAUGGGUAAAAAAUUGAGUGAAAGUUUACUGUCAGCUUGUGUUCUUUGUGUCGGUGAUGCAUGUACGUUGUCAAGAAUUUCAGGAUUCGCUGUUGUCAUUAUUUUUUUGCCAUAAAGUGUGAAUUUAAAUUCGUAAUUGCUGGUAUUUAUUAAAGUAAAGAAAUGAAACGUAAGAUAACAAUUUUUAAUAUAUCCAGAAAUGGAAGCGUCAAAUCAAAGAGAUACAGAGGACUUGGAAGUAAAUUUUGAAUCAGAGCCAUCAAAUAAGUCACUGUUUCUGGAAAAGGUACGUCAGUCCAAUGCUGCCUGUCAGAGUGGAGAUUUUUCAGCUGCCAUUAGGCUUUAUACUGAAGCUAUUGUUCUUGAUCCUGGAAAUCAUGUGCUGUACAGUAAUCGUUCUGCUGCAUACAUUAAAGUGGGAAAAUUUGGUCGUGCAUUGCAAGAUGCUAUUAAGGCACGAGAACUUCAUUCAAAAUGGCCUAAGGCAUAUUAUCGACAAGGAGUUGCUCUACAAUGCCUGGGGCGUCAUGCAGAUUCCUUGGCAGCUUUUGCCUCCGGGUUAGCCCAGGAUUCUAAAAAUCUCCACCUACUUGCUGGACUUGUUGAAGCUGCAAUGAAAUCACCUCUAAGAGCUACACUUGAACCUACGUACAGACAGCUUCAAGCUAUGCGUCUUGAUAAAUCUCCUUUUGUUAUAACAUCUGUUGUAGGCCAGGAACUUCUAGCUACAGGCCACCAUGCAGCUGCAGUAGUUGUUUUGGAAUCUGCACUUCGUAUUGGCACUUGCAGCCUUAAGUUGAGAGGAUCGGUUUUUUCUGCUUUAAGUUCAGCAUACUGGGCAUUGAAUACUCUUGAUCGGGCUAUAGCUUAUAUGCAGCAAGAUCUUGCAGUAGCAAAAUCUUUAGGUGAUCAAGCUGGUGAAUGUCGUGCUCAUGGAAAUUUAGGAUCAGCUUACUUUUCAAAAGGAAAUUAUAAAGAAGCACUUACCAGUCACAGAUAUCAAUUAGUACUUGCCAUGAAGUGUAAAGAUACGUAUGCUGCAGCAUCUGCUCUUACUAGUCUUGGUCAUGUCUACACAGCAGUAGGUGACUAUCCAAAUGCUUUAGCCAGCCACAAGCAGUGUGUGCAGUUGGUUCGACAGGUAGGUGACAGACUUCAAGAAGCUCGUGAAAUUGGCAAUGUUGGGGCUGUGUAUUUGGCUAUGGGAGAUUUUGAUCAAGCUGUUGAAUGUCAUUUAGAACAUUUGCGAUUAGCAAAGCAAUUAGGAAAUAAAGUUGAAGAAGCCAGAGCUUACAGUAAUUUAGGUUCAUCUCAUCAUUAUAGAAGAAAUUUUGAACAAGCUAUAACAUUUCACAAUCAUGUUUUAAGAAUAGCCCAAGAAUUAGAUGAUAAAACAAUAGAAGCUCGUGCUUAUGCUGGAUUAGGUCAUGCUGCUAGGUGCAUGGGUGACUAUCCACAAGCUAAAAAGUGGCAUGAGAAACAACUAGAUAUGGCUUUGAGUACCAAAGAUAAGGUAUCAGAAGGACGAGCAUGUUCAAACUUGGGUAUUGUAUACCAGCUUUUGGGAGAUUUUGAUGCUGCUCAUAAACUUCACCAAGCUCAUUUGAAUAUUGCUCGUGCUUUGGGUGAUAAAGCUGGCAUGGGCCGAGCAUACGGAAACAUAGGAAAUGCAUACAGUGCAAUGGGACGGUAUGAGCAAGCUAUAAAGUUUCACAAGCAAGAACUUACUAUAUCUAAAGAAGUGAAUGAUAGGAGUGCUGAAGCAUCCACACAUGGUAAUUUGGCUGUAGCAUACCAAGCAUUGGGCAUGCACGAAAUGGCACUUUUGCAUUAUCAUAGCCAUUUGAACAUAGCUCAAGAAUUAAAGGAUACUGCAGGAGAAGCUUGUGCUUUAUGUAAUUUGGGAAACUGCCAUAGUUCUAGAGGCGAAUUUUCACAAGCUGUGCCAUAUUAUGAAAGCUUUUUACGUUUAUGUCAAGAAAUAAGUGAUGUAGAAGGUGAAGCAAAGGCAUGCCAUUUUUUAGGAUAUGCCCAUUAUUGCCUGGGUAAUUACAAGGAAGCAAUUCAUUAUUAUGAACAAGACCUUGAACUGGCAAAAGAUUUACAAGAUCGACUGAGUAUGGGUAGAGCAUAUUGUAAUCUUGGUUUAUCACAUCUUGCUCUUGGAAAUUUCCAAGCUGCAUUGGAAUGUCAAAGAUAUUUUCUGGCUGUUGCUCAGAUGAUGAAACAUCUGCAGGGAAAGUUUCGUGCUCUUGGCAACUUGGGUGAUGUUUUAAUGAAAAUGAAAGAUCCCAACCAGGCAGUUAAGGUAUAUCAGAAACAACUUAUUCUUGCAAAACAAAGUGGAGAUCGAACUUUAGAAGCUGUUGCAUAUGGUGCGCUUGGACUUUGCCAUAGACAGAUGCAGUGUUUUGAUAAAGCACUGGGAUACCAUACCCAAGAAUUAACCCUUCGGCAAGAAUUGAGCGAUGUCCGAGGAGAGUGUAAAGCUCAUGGGCAUUUAGGAGCUGUACAUAUUUCUUUAGGAAAUUAUACAAAUGCCAUGAAGUGCUAUGAAGAGCAAUUAGAACGUGCCAAAGAAUUGCGUGAUUGUGCCUUAGAAACACAGGCUCUUGGGAAUUUAGGUAUAUCCAGAUUGAAUAUGGGACAUUUUGAAGAUGCAAUAGGUUACUUUGAACAACAGCUGGCCCUUUUAGAGCAGCUUGGAAAUAAUAAUGCCCUUAUUGACAAAGGAAGAGCCUAUGGAAACCUUGGUGAUUGUUAUGAUGCUCUUGGAGAUUUUGAAGAGUCCGUUAAAUGUCAUGAACAGUAUCUAGCAAUUGCUUUGAAAGGUCAAUCAUUGAGAGAUCAGGAAAGAGCAUAUAGAGGCCUUGGUAAUUCUCAUCGAUGUAUAGGCAACUUACAGCAAGCUUUGGUAUGCUUUGAGAAAAGACUUGUUGUAUCACAUGAACUGGGAAAUACAAGUGCAAAAGCAGCUGCAUAUGGAGAAUUAGGUGGUAUUCAUAGUCAGCUAGGUAAUUUUGAACAAGCCAUUGCAUGUCUUGAGCAUCAGCUCAAUUUAGCAAGAGAAAUGUCUGACAGAAGUGCUGAAGCUGAUGCUGCAUGUGGUCUUGGUUCUGUUUAUCAGCAGAUGGGAGAUCACCAGAGAGCUCUGAAAUACCAUCAAAUGGAUCUUGACAUAGCAGAGGAGACUAACAAUAUGGCUGCCCAAGGACGAGCAUAUGGAAAUUUAGGAGUUGCUCAUGAAUCUCUUGGAAACUUUGAGCAAGCUAUUGUAUAUCAAGAACAGCAUCUGAGUAUAGCUGCUCAAAUAAAUGACAAAGUGGCUAAAACUCUUGCAUAUAGCAGUUUAGGAAGAGUUCAUCAUGCUUUAGGUAAUACUCCUCAAGCAGUUGCAUACUUGCAACAAGGUUUGUUGAUAGCAGAACAACUUGGUAGGAGAGAAGAUGAAGCAAGAAUUCGUCAUAGACUUGGACUGGCUCUGUGGGGCAAUGAUGAUCUGGAAGGUGCUCAGCAGCAGCUUUACAGGGCAACAGACUUAUUUGAAAGUAUUAGGCGAGAAGCACGAGGAACGAGUGAUUACAAAUUAUCACUCUUUGAUCUUCAGACUGCUUCAUACCAAGCCUUACAGAGAGUACUUGUUGGCUUGGGACGCUAUCAGGAAGCUUUAGUUGUGGCAGAAAGAGGUAGAACACGAGCAUUUGUUGAUUUACUUUUAGAAAGGCAAACAAGUACAGCUCAAAGUGUGCUUAAUUUUAACCCAGCAAAUGUUGAACAAAUCUAUGAUAUAGUCAGUCGACAGAAAGCUACUGUGUUGUACUACAGCAUAGCGGCUGGAUACUUAUAUACAUGGUUGGUUGUGCCAAAUAAAGGUAUAGUGAAAUUUCAUGAAAGCAACAUCAGUGAUGUUGAAAAUGAUAAUGUUGACGAAACCAAUGGAGCAGUACCCUCUGCCAGCUCUUUAUUAGAACAGUAUAUUGCCCAUGUCAGAGAAGCAUUGGGUGUGGAUAUACCAUCAACACAGAAUAAUGGAACCCUUAGUGAAACCGAAAGUGAAGCUGGUGACUUAUGGAAUCAGCAGCUAGAAGAAUUAGGUGAUCGUUUAAAUCAAGAAAAUGAUCGUACUGGAUUUUUAAGAAUGGUGAACAGGAAUCACCUCUUCAAUAGUAGUAACUAUAGCUUGAGCAGCCUUUUCAGUGUUGGAAGUCUUGGUGGAAGCAUUGCAAGCGGCCUUACAAGCAGACCAGGAAGUAUUAGGUCACGUAGAUCUCAGUGGCAGGGCCCUGCUCCCCUUCAUGCUUUAUAUGAUCUCCUGAUAGCUCCCGUUGAAGAGCAUUUACCUCGGGAUCCAGAUUUACAAGAAUUGUUGCUCGUUCUUGAUGGUGAUCUUUAUUUAGUUCCUUUUGCAAUUUUGAAAAAUAGCAACUGUGAUGAAUAUCUUUGUGAAAGGUUUAGCUUGACUGUUCUACCUUCAAUAAGUGCCUUAAAAGCGAGCCAGCGAUCAAAAAUUAUAAGACAAAAUAACAGCAAAGAUAUAUCUUCUGCUUUGGUUGUAGGAAAUCCCAAAAUUCCAGCCAUUGUAUCUGAACAGUGGGGUUGGAAUGAUAUACCUCAGGCUGAACAGGAAGCAUCUUUAGUUGCUGAGAUCUUAUCAACUAAAGCUAUCACAGGUAGUUGUGCCACAAAAGAAAACAUUUUAAACCAGUUAUCUCAAGCUGAAUGCAUUCAUUUUGCAACACACAUUUCAUGGAAACUAUCAGCUGUUGUUUUGUCACCAGGAGAAUUUAUGGAAUCAUCUCGCCAUUUUUCACAUGGUUCUCAGUCAGAAACUAGCCAUGAAAAUAAUGACUACUCUGAAGAACCCACUUCUGAACUUUCAUCCACAGAUUUACCACCACUUUCUGAAUUUUUACUCACAGCUGCAGACAUUUUAAACCUCCGAUUAUCAGCUCGUUUAGUAGUAAUAAGUUCGUGCCAUACAAGGAACCACCAUGGUCGUGCUCACUCUGAUGGUGUGGUUGGCUUUACAAGGGCACUUUUGGCAGCUGGUGCACAAUGCGUAUUAGUGUCAUUGUGGCCUGUUCCUGAUGCAGCUGUAAAAAUUCUUUUGCGAACUUUUUACUCAGCUUUACUGCAGGGUAGUAAAGUAAGUUUAGCUUUGGCUGAAGCUAUGAGAACUAUACAAACAACAAAACACUUUGCUCAUCCUGCUAAUUGGGCCAGCUUUGUUCUCGUUGGGAGUGAUGUACAUCUCAGUAAUCAAGUUGCUUUAAUGGGACAGGCUUUGUCGGAUCUGUUAAAGACACCUGAUAAAUGUAGUGCUGCUUUGCGUGUUGUUUUACAUUUGGUUGAGAAAUCACUGCAAAGGAUUCACAGAGGGCAUAAGAAUGCUAUGUAUACUACUCAAAAAAGUAUUGAAAACAAAGUGGGACCUGUAAAUGGUUGGAAAGAAUUGCUAAUAUCUGUUGGCUUUCGCUUUGAACCUGCAUCAAAUGGUUUGCCUGCAUCAGUCUUUUUUCCUCAGUCAGAUCCUGGUGAAAGACUGACUCAGUGUAGUGCUAGUUUACAAGCUCUGUUAGGUCUAUCUUCAGUAUCUCUGAAUGCAAUUACAAAACUUCUUUCUAGUCCUGAAUAUGCAGAUGAUAUUAUUCAACUGAUCCGUCAAGUUAUGUCUCAGUUUCUCCACAAGGAUCAGGAUGCCGACAACAUUGAGUGUUCAGUUAGCGUUAGAUUAUGGAGUAUACCUGGUUGUCAUGAAUUGUUAGCUUCUUUAGGAUUUGAUUUAAUGGAAGUUGGGCGUGAUGAGGUCAUGCUUCGUAUGGGAAAACAAGCCAACAGGAGGACUAUUCAGUUUGCCUUGCAAGCAUUACUUGCAGUUUUUGAUACUCAAGAAGCUGCAAAAAGCUUGACUUUAGAAGAUUCAAGUUCCCUUGAAAGCUUGGAUAGUGUGCCUAGUGAUACCAGAACUGUUUCUCCCCCACCUGCAGCCACAACAACUUUGGCAUACCCUACAUGGCGUCCUGUCAUUGGUAACCAAGUCCUUGGCAGGAGUAGUACAGGGGCAUUUAGUACAUAUGCUCGUACUCGUGGAGAACCAGAUGGCCGUACUGCAACUAUUGGAAGUGAUCAAAAAGGCAGAGAAAGUGACACAUUUACUCCAAGUCCUGUAGACACUAUGAAACCUUAUGGAAAUAAUCAAACACAGAAACAGUCUCCACAACCAAGUCCUCAUUUAGCUAUUAAUCUUUCUCACCAAAGCAAAAUUCGAUGUAUGUAUAAUGAUAGUCCAGCCAGUGAUAAUAAUGGCACUCGUCCUGACAGUUCUUCAUCUGCAAGUUCUGCCACUGAUUGGGAUUCAGGACAGUCCACUGUCAGAAGGCAAAUCACAGCACGAGAGGUAGAACCUGUUCCAGUUAAAGAUCACUCAAGUUUACAUUCGUAUUCUGGUCUUAAGAAAAGUGUAUGUAAUAAUCCAUUAAGUGUAAAUCAUUCAAAGCAUUCCUCUGUUAACUCUUUAAAUGGUGAUAAUGAGAUAUCAGAAUCUCAUGACAAUUCAGAGUUUGACUUUUCAAGCAAUAAUUCUGAUGUGGGAAAUUUCUCGACACAAGUGCCUAACUUCAAUCUUGCAGCAUCGAGUGUUAAGAGUGAAAUGAAGAGAAAAUCUUGUAUGUUUUCUACUGUUGUAAAUAAAACUAUAAGUAAAGACUUCUGCAGGAAGGGUGGAUCUAAAGCUGAUCAGGAAAGACAUUAUUAUAAAAGAGCUAAUACACUUAGCCAUAUGGUAGAAACAAAGGCCCAAAUCCAUCAGUCAGAUACAACAAAUGAAACUUUUCAAGCUAGUAGUGAAACUGGAAUUUAUGCUCCUUGUCUUGAGGGAAAAACACAAGAAAAUAUUGACAUUCUUGAAAUAUGUGUGCCAUCUACUGUAGGUUGUAAUGCUCGUGAAAAAUCUAUAUAUAUGCCACAAGCCUUUCAUAAUAGUUUAAUUGGUAAAAAGGAUCAUAGUGGUAAACACAUUUUGAACACUCAGCUUAGACAUUUAAGCCAGGAAUUGCCAAUUUCUGAUGUGUAUCAUGAUCGAAAUGUAGGCUUAGGUUUAGCACCAUCACUUUCAAAGAUUCUGGCUACUGAUAAUAUUAAUGUUUUAAAUGAAGAUAACUCUUCUGAAACUGGUCAUAGUAUAGCCAUGAAUCUAAAUAGCAAUCUGAAACAUAUCCCACCAUGUCAGAAACCUCCCUUGCCUCCUAAACAUCCACCAAUACCAUAUAGUCAUUCCCAUACGAACCAUAGGAAUUCAGCAAAUGAAAAUUGUCCGAAAGAUGAAAGUUUUAAGAAAACGGUUUCAGGUAUAAAUUCUAUAAAUUGUGGUGUUCGUGAUCAGGGAGAUGGAGGUUCAUUUACCGAUCUGAGUUGCCCCAGUCAAAACCAGGAUUUAUUUCCUCCAUCUUUAAAGGUGUUUUCUUCCUUUUUGAACAGCAUUGAAAAUAAUCAGUUACCAAAAUGUCAUAAUAGAGAUAAUGGUAAAAAGUCAAAGUCUGAGAUUCUGCAAACUGAAAAUUUACCUGCAUUUAAAAACAAAGUUGUCAGCUCUGUAGAUUCAUCUCCUACUAUGGAUGAGAGUGUUCAUAAACUAGACUGUAGCAAAAACUUUUCUCAUUUUAAUAGUGGUUUUGAGUCUAAAGACCCUUCUCUUGUUUCUUCUAAUGAUUCGCUAAGCUUGCAGAAGGACGGCUGGACUUUAGACACUAAUAGAAACCUAUUUACAAACUCCACCACAUCAGAUACAGAAGGAAGUGAUGUAGAUAGUUCUCCAAAAAAUAUAUCCACUGUUAAAAGAAAUCCUAAGCAUGUAUUAUCGCCUCGUUGCAAAGUUCCUGAAAGCCCUGCAUGCAAACCAUCUACUUGUUAACCGUGCACCAUUUUGUUACAUAACAUUAAAAUAUAAGGUUGUUUCCUCAUUUAUCUAUAAAUCAUGAUUGUACAUAAUGUGAAUCUCUUUUAAAAUUAUUGUUUUACAAUUUUUUUACAAUGUAAUAGUUUAAACAUGUUUAUAUUUUUGAUAAACAUAUGUUUUCUACAAAUUUUCAAUGUUAUAUAUAUUUUUAUAACUUUUUUUAUAAAUUGUUGAAAAAUUGAUAACUUUCAUGAUUGAAAAUGUUAAAAGAUAAAAAUUUUGCAAGAUCAUCCUUUAUAUUUAUUAAACUUGUUCAUAAGUUUG